Messenger RNA from Raphanus sativus (radish), 1158 nucleotides. RefSeq lists its product as uncharacterized. The record is from RefSeq and is a predicted model, not a curated record. NCBI's taxonomy places the organism in Eukaryota, Viridiplantae, Streptophyta, Magnoliopsida, Brassicales, Brassicaceae. The transcript has 3 exons. The coding region runs from base 1 to 1158 and encodes 385 amino acids.
AUGGAGGCAGAGCUACCUAAGCGAGUGUAUGCAGAGGGCAUGGAACCUCAGGUGAAGAAGAUCAACAAUUGCUGCCGCAUGCAACUCAUCAGGGAUCUGAAGAAAGCUAUGUCUGCGGAGUAUGAUGAUGUGAAGAAAGAUCCUCUUUUCACACACAUCAUGGCUAUUGCGGAAAAUAAGCUUCAGUUCUCGGGGAAACUGGUGGAUAGCUUCUUAUGCAGGCAGCUGAUUACCUCAAAGAAGCAUGAGAAGUGGUUUGUAUUUGGGAGGACGCCUCUCCGGUUUUCGCUUCAGGAGUACCACGCUGUGACAGGCCUAAAGAUUUCUCGGGAAGAUAGCACAGGCGUAGUUACUUUUAAACCCGACGGGGGGUUUUGGAGUGAGCUAGUAAGGAGAGGUGGUAAGAUAAGCUUGCAGUCGAUCAAGAAGGAACAUCUUCAACAAGUGAACACCUGGACCCGAGUUGAUAGGAUCCGUUUGAUCUACUUGUGCGUGAUCAUGGGAGUGGUGAUGGGGCGUAAUGAGAAGGUGAACAUCCCUCAUAUGUAUAUUAAGUUGGUGAUGGAUCUUGACAAGCUUCGGAAGUUCCAUUGGGGUCUUCACUCCUAUGACUUUCUGCUCAGUUCCAUUGAGAAGGCUAGGAAGAGGUUGGGUAAGAAGGGCAGCUACAUUUUCGAGGGUUUCUCAUAUGCUAUCCAGAUUUGGCUUAUGGAAGCAAUUCCGGAUUUUGGAGAAAUAUGUGGCAAGAGAGUCUCAGACAGCUUCAGAGGUCCAAUGUGUGGCAAUUGGAAAGGAGUUGCAAAAGUUUCUUAUCAUGACGUCACAAAACUUGAAGACUCUUUUACUGACAAGAGUGUCUUGUUCUCCGUCAUCUCAGUGAGUGGUAAUGAUGUCUUGCUCGAUCAAAUCUACAGAAGGAAGGGUGAGAUGGAAGAUGAACGAGUCGACCUUAUCCUGGAGAGGAUAAGGACAAAGUUUGAUUGGAGCAACACAGACUGGGAAGUUAUAGAAGCUGAAGACACUGUAAUGGAGGAAGCUGUGACGGAUGAUAUUGAUGCAGAAGCUGCUAAUAUGGGCGAGGAUACUGCAGUUGUAGCAGACGAGGAGACCUCUUCGGUUGAGGUUACAGGAAAAGGCAAGAGAAAGAAGUUUCAUUGA